Molecule: messenger RNA, 741 nt
Organism: Arachis ipaensis
Lineage: Eukaryota; Viridiplantae; Streptophyta; Magnoliopsida; Fabales; Fabaceae
Source: RefSeq, a predicted model, not a curated record
AUGUUGACUAUUAAGACGUACAGCAUCAAGAGGGCUGUGGAGUACAAAAUAGUAAACAGUGACCAGUGGAGGUAUAAUGCACAGUGUGUCCAGUUCGGACCGGGUUGUGAGGAGAUACAUAGGUCCUCACAGAGCAUGCAAACUUCGAUGGAGCAAGACUAUCAUCAGUUGGAUUCGAAGGUGAUUGCGCAACACAUUUUCACAAUGGUAAAAGCAGAUCCAACAAUAAGUAUCAGGGUUCUGCAAGGAAGUGUAGAGAAACAUUUCGGUUACAAGGCGUCUUACAGGAAGGUUUGGCUUGCAAAGCAGAGAGUGAUUGCUAGCAUAUAUGGGGAUUGGGAGGAGUCCUAUAACGAGCUUCCUCGUUGGUUGUUCGCCAUGCAAAUUUACUUGCCUGGUACUUGGGUGCAACUUGUCACUCAGCCUUGGCCUGGUGCUGCCGAUGCCGUCAUGUUUCAUUGGGUGUUUUGGACGUUUCCACCAUGCAUCGAGGCUUUCAAGCAUUGCAAGCCACUAAUUUUCAUUGAUGGAACACACUUAUAUGGUAAAUAUGGUGGCACGCUGCUUGUGGCCAUAGCUCAGGAUGGCAACGCAAACAUUUUGCCUAUUGCGUUUGCCGUGGUCAAGGGUGAGACAAAGGAGGCAUGGUCGUUCUUUCUCUCCUAUCUGCGUUAUCAUGUGACUCCACAACCCGGUGUCUUAGUGAUUUCAGACAGGCACAAAUCAAUUGAUGCUCACUGA